GUUUAAACGGGACGGUAAUCAAUACCCAUUACCCCAUAGUAAUAUCUGCCACAUGAAUAGAAUUCGACGAGCCACAGCGGACUUUGCAAACAAGCAAAAAAUUGUCGCCGACGAAGAGUCUCGGCAACAUGCACUGAAAUUGGGAAAUAAAAUGAAUCAGAAGGUUGUAGAUCCUGUGUACUAUAGUAAGGUAUGGUACCACCUCCUCUCUCAUGGCACCAUGGUGCCCCCUCCUUUAGCAGGCAAGAGACUCAAGGUGAUGGUACUAAUUUCAUAGCAAUCUAU
Messenger RNA from Aspergillus welwitschiae, 285 nucleotides. RefSeq lists its product as uncharacterized. NCBI's taxonomy places the organism in Eukaryota, Fungi, Ascomycota, Eurotiomycetes, Eurotiales, Aspergillaceae. The transcript has a single exon. Bases 53 to 277 code for a protein of 74 amino acids. The record is from RefSeq and is a predicted model, not a curated record.